AGCUUGGGCUCAGCGCAUGCGCAGAUUGGGGGAAGGUUCUGGAAGACAUCGGAGCUGCCGCCAUCUUGCGGGAAGAAGAGCAGCUCCGGCCACGGCGCCGUUUUCUCUGCCGAGACCCUGAGAAAGAGCUGGGCUCAGAGCCCUUUACACACCUCAAGGAACGGAGAAACCCGGGACCCCCCCGCGGGGACCCGGAGCUGACUGUGACACAAUGGCAUCAGAUGACUUUGACAUAGUGAUUGAAGCUAUGCUGGAAGCCCCCUACAAGAAGGAAGAGGAUGAGCAGCAAAGGAAGGAGGUGAAAAAGGAUAGCCCAAGCAAUACCAGCACCAGCACUAGCACCAGCACCAGCACCAGCAGCACUAGCAACAGCGGAGGAGGUGGCACUAGUGGAAGCAGCACCAGUGGGGAGACAAGCAAGAAGAAGAGGAGCCGCAGCCAUAGCAGAAGCAAGGACCGGAAACGCAGCCGCAGCCGAGACCGGGACCGACACAGGCGGAGAAAUAGCCGGAGCCGGAGCCGGGAUCGUCAGAGACGUCACCGAAGCCGCAGUCGGGAUCGCCGACGCAGUAGCAAGUCACGCAGCCGGGAUCGCCGGCGUGAGGAGCGUGUACGCUACAGGAGCCCACCCCUUGCUACUGGGCGCAGGUAUGGACACAGCAAGAGCCCCCAUUACAGAGAGAAGAGUCCUGUACGGGAGCCUAUUGAUAAUCUGAGUCCAGAGGAGCGUGAUGCUCGCACAGUCUUCUGCAUGCAGCUGGCUGCCCGCAUUCGACCCCGAGAUCUAGAGGAUUUUUUUUCUGCUGUUGGCAAGGUACGUGAUGUGCGUAUCAUCUCAGACCGGAACUCGCGUCGCUCUAAGGGCAUUGCUUAUGUGGAGUUCUGUGAGAUCCAGUCAGUGCCACUAGCGAUUGGGCUAACAGGGCAGCGGCUGCUGGGUGUUCCCAUCAUUGUGCAGGCCUCUCAGGCUGAGAAAAACCGCUUGGCAGCCAUGGCCAAUAACUUGCAGAAGGGGAGUGGUGGUCCUAUGCGGCUCUAUGUUGGCUCCCUACACUUCAAUAUCACUGAGGACAUGUUACGAGGCAUCUUUGAGCCUUUUGGCAAAAUUGAUAACAUUGUCCUGAUGAAGGACCCAGAUACAGGCCGCUCUAAAGGCUUUGGAUUCUUAACCUUUUCUGACUCAGAGUGUGCUCGGCGGGCAUUGGAACAAUUGAAUGGCUUUGAGCUUGCAGGGCGACCUAUGAGGGUGGGUCAUGUGACUGAGCGACUGGAUGGUGGCACAGAUAUUACCUUCCCUGAUGGUGGUGAGGAGCUGGACCUGGGUACCGCUGGCGGGCGGCUGCAGCUCAUGGCCAAGUUGGCUGAGGGCUCUGGUAUUCAGCUCCCGACCACAGCUGCUGCUGCUCAAGCUGCUGCCCUGCAACUGAAUGGAGCUGUUCCCUUGGGAGCCCUGAACCCUGCAGCCCUGACUGCUCUUAGUCCAGCCCUGAAUCUCGCCUCCCAGGCCAUUGCCUCACAGUGUUUCCAGCUCUCCAGCCUCUUUACCCCCCAGACUAUGUAAGAGCCCAGUGCUGCUUCCCGGUGCCUCUGGGUUCCGCCACCUCCUUUCUCCGUGUCUGCCCCUCCACAGCCCCCUUCUCCCCACUGCCACGGACCACAACAGCCUGCGGGCACGGACAUUGGCUCUGGGGCGAUUGGGGACAAUACUGGACACCAGGAAGAGCAGCUGCUCCAUGGCCCCACUGGGGACGGACUCUGUGCUGAGCAAAGCCCCCAGCCUGGGGGAGCAGAAUCUGUACAUACAUCGAAUACAAGUGUCUCUCUGUGUAUCGUCUCCCUGGGUGCCCUUCAUUGCCCUUUCCCUAUCUAUCAACCUCUUUUCUCUGCUCGUCCCCCAUUCUGGGGGGUGUGGGGGCCACAAAUGAAGGUGCCACCCUUCUCCUCUUUUCCCCUUCCCCUCCCCCUUGGCCUACCAGGAAAAGCCCUUAGGACCUCUGGGUGAAGAAACCUUUUGAGUUUUGGGGGAAACCUUGUUAGAUGCUGGGAUGCAAACAUAUGGGCCUGACAGAUGGAGGUGGACACAUAUACCUUGUGAAGCCUAUAACCUCAGCUUGGUGCAACCUGAGGCCGGGACUGCUGUAGGCUCAGCGUCUUGCUGGGUGGUACAUGAGACAUCUACCCAUCUAGACAUUCUGGAUGCCUUGGGGGCCCCCCCAAGAGUUGAGUGAAAUAUGGGGUGCCUUUCCCAUGCCCUCCAUCUUCCUGUGUACAGCUCCUCUUCCUUCUAGUCCAUCUUCAUCUCUUUGGCCCAGGCAGGGAGGAGGGAGGGGAGUGAGCACAACCAUUCCCCUCCCCUUUUCCUGUGCCUCCACAGCUGGCACUGCCCCCAUCUAUGCCACUUCUUCCUACUCCCACCCUGGCUCACUUGAGCCCUUUUCACUGGAUUUUAUACCCCUGUGUCUGUGUAUAUAAAUAUAUAUAAACUUUGUACAAAGGGCAGCCCCUCAGUAGCGGCAGCUGCUGCCCGCACGUCUGCUGUUUCUGUCGGUUGGUCUGUCUGUCUCUGAUUUUAACUUCUCACGAGCCAAAUCCACGGACGGUUCUAGGGAUAAAAGUUUGUAACGCAAUUGCGUUUUUCUUUUUUUUUCCUUUUCCUUUUUUCUUUUUUUUCUUUGGCUUUCUCUAAAGAAAUAAAAAUGGACAAAAGGCUCUU
This is a messenger RNA of Monodelphis domestica (gray short-tailed opossum), 2713 nucleotides long. It is a transcript of the gene RBM23, whose product is annotated as RNA binding motif protein 23. Gene Ontology annotation, biological process: mRNA processing. Gene Ontology annotation, cellular component: nucleus. The record is from RefSeq and is a predicted model, not a curated record. Lineage: Eukaryota; Metazoa; Chordata; Mammalia; Didelphimorphia; Didelphidae. Gene Ontology annotation, molecular function: RNA binding.